AUAAAGUAUUGUCACCACCAAAACCCAACAAUAUUUUGGAUUAUUUUAAAAAGACAUCUAUAACUGAGAAAGCUACAUCAGCAGUUAUAGCUGGAGAAAAUAAAAUACAGUUGAAUGCUGAUGACAAAGAUUGUAACUCUGCUUUGAAACCACCUUCAAAGCUGAAGAGGAAAGGGAAGAGAGUUGAUCUAAAUAAUAAACUAGGAGAGAUGAAAGAAUCUGAGAAUGAAUGUGUAAUAGAAACUAAUAGUGAUGACAGCAGCAGAGAAACAACAGGACCAAAACAAGAUGCUGAUGAUUUUACUCCUACCUGUCCUUUAGUUAGCCAAAACUUUGGAGAAGAAUUAGCAAAAGAUAAUCUGCAAAGUGAGAAUGUCUCAAAAAAUGUCAUCUACAGAAAAAAUGCUAAGAAUAGCAUAAGAAAAUCAAGGAAAAGAAAGCACAAAAUAAAUAUGGACUUGUCUGAAAGUUUUUCAUCUGAAAACCAGCUGACUGAAAAUUUUCAAAAGGAACCUGAAGAUAAGAAAAAAAUGGUAUCUCCUAAAAUAGAGUGUGAGGUUAUUGUUAGUGAUUCAAGUUUUGAAGUUCAUGUGAAUGAUGAGUCAUCACAGGUAAAUGACAGUACAAUAACCGUGUCAUUUGAGGACUUCUUGAAAAGUCAAGGAGAGGAGAAUUUAGAUCAUGUUGAAGACAGUGCAAAGUUAACGCCAGACGAUUCUGAUGCAGCAAAUGAAACUAUCAAAAGUGAUAUCAUUAGUGAUCCCGAAAAGUGUGAAGAAACUCAACAGCUACCACUUAAAACAGUAACUGUCCUUGCACAAAUUCAUUCCAUUCCCCUCAAAUCACCUUCCCUACGUAAGGAGCAAAAGGCUUCCAGGAAACUAGCUUCCAUUUUUUUGAAGCAAAAAGGAUGUGUAGGGGAAAAAGGAAGUAGUCCAGUCCUCUUGGAGAGUGAACAAACUGAACAAAUUACUCAGAAAAGAAAAUCUAAUGUUGUUAUUGAGGAAGAGGAAUUGGAGUUGGCUGUACUAGAGACUGCAGGAUCAGAAUCUUUAAAGUCAAAAUGUUCUCUAGAAGAAAGGCAUCAGUUUAUGAAAGCCUUUAGACAACCAACAUCAGAGGUAAUAAAGUGUGGAGUUAAAAAGACACCUGGAAAACUAAAACAAGUCAUUACAAAGUCUUCAAAAGAAAAGGGAGGAACAGAAGGAGGUGACAGUGUUUCAAAUAGGGGAUUAGAAGGUGAAAUGUCAGAAGAUAAUGUGGACAAACAUUCACACUAUAACCCUGAAAACAGUAGAACUAAAAACAAAAAACUUAAGUUUCAGAAGAAUGGAAACAGAAAAAAGAAGGCCUUGGAAAAUAAGGAAAUGAGUGUCUCAAAUAGUAGCGAUUAUAACAAAGAUGAAUAUUCAGGAGCUAAUGUUUAUACUAAGGACAAAACCUUGGACGUAAGAAUUUCAUCAGGUCCAAAAGUGAAUAAAUUAAGGAGGAGUUUAAGACAGAAAAAAAUCGAAACAUCUAAAAAGGUUACACCUAAGAAAAACAGAAUUAAAAAUACUUGUGAAAAUGGAUUAAGUGAUAGUCCUUUACAGACUUCCACACCAAAAGCAAGCAAGAAAUCCUUGAAGAAAAGUAAUGUAUAUAAGGCUGAGGUGAUUACGAUACCCUUUGAGGCAAACAGCCCAAUAAGAAUGAGGUUUACACGGAUCAGUGCAACUAAAAAAUCAAAUAAAGCUGAAGCAAUGAAAAAUGAAGAGUUUUCUGCCAAAAAUAUAAAGAUGAUCUCUACUUCUAAAAAUAUAUCCAAGGCGAAACAACUGGUAGAAAAAGCAAAGGCUAUACAGCAUAAUAGAACAAAGGUUAAUGAAGACUUAUCAACUCCUGUGAGGCGCUCAUCUCGACAGCAAGCUCUUGCUGAAAAGAAAAAAUUGCAAGAAAAUGAAGAAUCUGUAAUAAUUUUAGAUUCAAGCCUGAGUAAUGUCACUGCUACAACACAUAAUGUGAAGCAAAAACAAACCACUCUUCGGAGCCUCAAUGAUGUUCUAGGGAAAAGGUCUAGAAAUGUGAAGGUUACCAAGAACUCAAAUGGAAAACUGGGCUGUCCACCUUCAUUCCUGGGCAAAAAUGUUCAAAAGUCUGCAGAUGAAACAAUUGUGAUCUUUGAUGAAAGCAGCCAAGAUGCAUUUGAAAACUCUCAAGAUGGUGAUCAGUUCAGAGCAAAACGUGAAUUCUUGAUGAGUGGUUUGCCAGAAUCACUGAAAAGACAGAUUGCAAAGAAGGCAGCAGUAAUGGAAGCAUACUCUAUUUCAAGUUCCUGUUUUAAGACAGUUGUCCAUGUACAGCAGAAAGAUGAGUGUUAUUCAUUUUGGAAAUUGAAAUCACCGUCAUGUCCUAUAUUAACUAAGCUAAAGAAACUGAAUACUGAUGUCACUAAUGUCACAAAUACCACUAUCUCACUUGGUGAAUUUUCUACUGUGAACUCAAAACUAACUGGAAACCAUUCUGCACCUGUGUUUUCUGGCCAGCGAACAGUUUUUCCUGAAAUAGUCAGAAAAGACUUACUAGAUGAGAUCAUGUUCUUCAACUCCCAAUUUCCUGUUAGAAAAUACUUCUACAAGCUUCUGAAAAAGCAAACAGAACAACUGCUUUUUGAGAACAGUAUAAAAGGAAAUGGAGAUAGCACGGCAAAGUCUGAGGUAAAUCAGAAUCAUUCUGACAAUUGGAAAGAAACUAAAAGGAAAAGGAAAGAAGCUGAAGUCCACAAAUCAAAAAGAAGAAAACGAAUUGAAGAUACAGAGCCUGAAAUAAAAUCCAGAGUUUCCAGGAACCUUAGCACUCCCAUAGCUGGGAAAAAACAAGCAGAGACAGAACUAGCAAAACAUUUGGGAAAAAACAGGACCCAGAAACUGGAUGUUAUGACAGAGGAUGCUGAAGUUUUAUCAGAGCCAAAUGUAGUUUCAGGUGUUGAAAAGGAAGAUGUGCUCUGGACAGAAAAAUAUCAGCCUCAAGACUCCAGUGAACUUGUAGGGAACAAGAAAGAAAUUGAAAAGCUGCACAGUUGGCUAAAAGAAUGGAAAAAAAGAGCUGAUUGGGAAGAAAAAAGAAAUCAGAAAGGGGUAAAGGAAGACAAAGAACAUCAAGAUUCUUUGGACAGCCUUGACUUUAAAGAUGAUAAAUCUGAUCUUGAGGAAGAGACUAGCCUUUGCAAUACUGUUCUGAUAACUGGCCCACCAGGAGUGGGAAAAACUGCUGCAGUCUAUGCUUGUGCUCAGGAGCUUGGUUUUAAGAUAUUUGAAGUCAAUGCCUCUUGCCAGCGCAGUGGUAGACAGAUACUGUCUCAACUAAAAGAAGCUACUCAGUCUCAUCAAGUGGACAAAAAAGGCAUAAAUGCACAUAAACCUUGCUUCUUCAACAGCUGUAGCAGUGCCAAAUCACCAAAAAAAAUAUAUUCUCCAAAGAAAAUUAUUUCACCAAGAAAACCUCCGCUUUCACCAAGAGGAGCAAAACGAAGCUUACCCCCUAAAACACUAGCAAACUAUUUCAAAAUUUCUUCCAAACGGAAGAAUAAUGAUGGAAUAGUAACUCUGCAAGAAAAAAAUAAAGAAAAUAAUCGGGAUUUAUGUGAAGAAAAGAAAAAUGCUGAAUUUAAGUCAGUAAAUAAAGAAGUCGAAGAAGGUGAACACAACAGAAAAAAUGCAACGUCUCUCAUCCUCUUUGAAGAGGUAGAUAUAAUAUUUGAUGAAGAUGCAGGGUUUCUCAAUGCAAUAAAGACAUUCAUGGCGACUGCAAAGAGGCCUGUAAUUCUUACUACUAACGAUCCAACAUUUAGUUUAAUGUUUGAUGGCUAUUUUGAAGAAAUCAACUUUAGAACCCCUUCCUUGAUAAAUGCUGCUAGCUAUCUGCAAGUGCUGUGUUUGGCUGAAAAUUUACGAACUGAUGUGAAAGACAUAGCUGCUUUGUUAACCACAAAUAACUGUGAUAUCAGACAAAGCGUUCUCUUCUUACAAUUUUGGGUUAGAAGUGGAGGUGGAUGCUUGAAAGAUAAACGUUUGGCACUCCAUGGAGGAGGUGAGACAAAUAAUGCAGGUGAAAUAAUUAAUUCUGAAAAGACUACUGAUUCCAAGACUGAUCUUUCUCAAGCUGAUAAACAUCUCUGGGAGUUUCCAAAAUGCAACACAGGCUGUGUAGAGACACUGCUUGGCCUUAGGAAUAUCUUGCUGCCUUCAGAAGACUUGUUUACAUUUCUUAAGCAAAAAGUCACAACCAUGGAUGAAUGGAAUAAAUUGAUACAGCUUCUCACAGAAUUCCAGAUGAAGAAAGUGGAUUUUAUAUAUAGUAAUCUUGAAUUUAUUCUUCCUUUACCAGUGCAUGUUCUUCCAAACCAGUCUGAAGCCUCUAACUCCAUGCUUGAAAGGACUGCUGUAGUUUCUUCAAAUAACAGAUCUAUUAAUAGUUAUUGCACUGGGAAAAGUAGUCCUGGAAAAAAGUCUAAAAAGACAAAGAAUCAGAAAAAUCUUGAUAUAUUGGAUGAUAGUGAUUUAUUUGAUACUGGACUGAACUACUCAGCUGAAUUUAUAACUUUGCCAUCAGAUAGUCCUGUAUCAUGUGCUAAAGCAAACAAAGAGGAAUUAAAAUUGAUGAUGGAUAAAGAAGAAGAAAAAAUGGAAAUUAAUAAAAAACCAGCAAGUGAGAAAAGAUCUGCUCUUGUUUUUCAGUGUCUAAAUUCACUGACUGAAUUUGUGGAGAACAUGUCUUUUUUAGAUUGCUGUAUAAACACUAAUACCAAGGAACCACUGGAGUUUUCUAAAGAUGAAGGAUUUAAUUGGACAAAUGGCAAAAUCAAAAAUGGUCUUUGUGAUGAAUUCAGUAUAGAAAAUACUGAUUGGUGGAGUUUCCAGAGCUGUAGUGAACUCAAGGCAACUGUUGAAGCACUCAGUUUUCACAAAUGUUCUGUUAAUAUUUCCAAAACCUUGGAGGCCUCUUCGGGUACCAGUAAAACACCUGAAAGUGAUGAACUUGAGGGACUUACUUUGCAUAUUUCAAACACAAGAAAUUAUGUAUCCUUCAGUCAGUCAGCUGAUUCAAGCAUUCACAAAAAAGCACAGAAGAGGCUGGCAGUCAUCAGAACUGUAUUUUCCAGAACACCUUUAAACCUGGGUAAUAAACAAGCCAGCAUAGUUGAAUACCUCCCCACUCUUCGCAAUAUUUGUAGGUCCGAGAAGCUUAAAGAGCAAGGGAAGACUAAAAGAAGGUUCUUGCAUUAUCUUGAAGGAAUUCAUCUUGAAAUAUCCAGACAAAUGAUAAACAGCCUGUCUUUUGAAUUCCCUUAAAAUUGCUAAUACCAGGAGUAGUUUGUGUGGAUGGGCCUAAUAGUGGUACUCUCACCAUAGCUUUUUAUUAUUAUUAUUUUAUUUUAUUGUAUAUUCAGAGCCAUUUGUAUAUUAAAUUUCUAUAAGUAUUUAAAAUAAUGUAUAUACCUACUGUUAUGAUACUGCUUUCCAUAACUGAAAUGUGGGUUUGUUUGGUGCUUGUCCAGUAAGUGCAUUUAGAAUACUAAAUGCACUAACUAAUCAAGACUACUUCAUAUUUCCUUUCUCCAUAAUGUGUAUCACAUAGCAAGAAGUGCUUGUGUGAUGAGCAACUGGCACAACUUCUCAUCAGAAAUAUAAGUUUUACUGUAGACUACUUUACUGAAAUAGACUUAUUUGCAGAUAAGUGCUAAAUAACCUUCAUAAGGGGCUUAGAGGUGCACCUCUAAAAUGUAAACUACUAAAAUCAACUCUUCCAUCACAGUAACAACUGGAUAACAAAGUCUUUGCCAAGUACUUUGCCUCAAUGUACAUAUAUUUGUAUACAGUGGUUUCACUUCAUUCAUUAUUUACAGCUGUCAGACUUUCAUGUUAAUUGGUUAAAAUAGUAGGGAAAUGAUGACUUUAGCUCAAGAUGGACUCAAAAGACUAGGCAAGAUUUUGUAAAUAAUUUUACCAGUGUUACUUUGGAUUCAGUAGUAUUUAAUUACUUCUAGUCUUGUAUAUUGUAUUCUAUUUUUAUAUUGCAUUUUGCAUUU
Messenger RNA from Rhea pennata, 6067 nucleotides. RefSeq names its product ATPase family AAA domain containing 5 (gene ATAD5). The record is from RefSeq and is a predicted model, not a curated record. Bases 210 to 5330 code for a protein of 1706 amino acids. NCBI's taxonomy places the organism in Eukaryota, Metazoa, Chordata, Aves, Rheiformes, Rheidae. Gene Ontology annotation, molecular function: ATP binding; DNA binding; DNA clamp unloader activity. Gene Ontology annotation, cellular component: nucleus. The transcript has 22 exons.